Molecule: messenger RNA, 1146 nt
Organism: Anisakis simplex (herring worm)
Lineage: Eukaryota; Metazoa; Nematoda; Chromadorea; Rhabditida; Anisakidae
Source: the annotation of a GenBank genome assembly
AUGGAUGUCCAACAUGUUGCCGAAAACAACGUCAGAAGAAAUAAUACACGUAAGAAUCGUUCAACACGAUGGGAUAAUCCGUCGACAUCGGCAAAAUUGAUGCAGAAUGCGAACAGACCUGAUGAUCUCAAUAAUACAUAUAACAAUAUUAAUUAUAAUACUGCAAAUACUACUACUACAGCAAUGAACAAUAAUAUUAGUAAGAUCACAGCCGCAUCAAUCCCUUUACCAAGCGGCCCACCUCUGCCACCAAUCUCACUUGAUAAUAUUCCUAUACCUAAUCGAUCCAGUGCACUAUCUGCUUCUAUAUCUUCGAUAAAUACAACGCCGUCAACAUCAUUUGCACUGAAUCUCGCACCACCUUUCGGUUUAGCGCCUCCGCUUGGAUUGUCGUCAGUUGCAAAUGCACAUCUCGGUCAGCUGCAACUUCCAUCGCAAAUGUUCCCGAAUAUUUUAAUGCAGCCAUCAUUUCCAGUCGGAGCGAUGAAUAACAUUCUGGCAGCAGGUAUCCUGGGAAAUGCGUCUUUGGGCUCAUCGAUAUCACAGGCGAAUAACCCUUUUGUUCUUGGUCAAAUGCCUAACCAGAACGCUCAUCUGACGCAACAAAUUGCCAACUUAACUUCAUUUCAAUCAAACGUAUCUAGUGCGCAACAGCAACGUCUACCACUAGCUGGUGUUCCUCCUCCGCCACCGUUAGCAAACAGACUUCCCGAGACGGAUGCAGCUUCUCUAGAACCGUUAGCCGAACGAAUUCGUCAACUGACCGAAGGGAACGUCAUUCAUCCAUUUGGUGAAAAUACGGUAUGCGGAAGUGGUAUGGUUGUAAAGCAGUGCAAAGAAGACGUGAAAGGAACUAAUGAAUGGGGUGGACGAAAGAGUGCGAGUGCUGAAGAAGAAGAACAAACAAUUGACAAAGAUGCAAAAGUACACAAGAAUGGACCAAUGUUCGACCAGGCUCGUCAGUUGCUCUCUGAAUCGCUCAAGAAGGCUUAUAAGAAGAAAAGAAUCACUAAGGAUGAGUACAAAGAAAUUAUGAAGAAAGGUGUGGCUGCAUUGUCGCAACGCACCAAACUGGAUGAGAAGAAAGUGGCCGAGUAUGCGAAUAAAUAUGUAGAAUAUAUGUUGGCGAAACGUGCAAAAAAAUAA